Fomitopsis serialis is the source of this 1239-nucleotide messenger RNA. RefSeq lists its product as uncharacterized. The record is from RefSeq and is a predicted model, not a curated record. NCBI's taxonomy places the organism in Eukaryota, Fungi, Basidiomycota, Agaricomycetes, Polyporales, Fomitopsidaceae. The coding region runs from base 216 to 944 and encodes 242 amino acids. The transcript has 2 exons.
CAUGACCCUCGUUCCGGUGUUCGCGCUCUCUCUCGCCCAUCCCAACCGUUGACUCCCAUUGAUCGAUCCUUCACUCGCUCGGCAUGCAUCGACUCGCAGCCACAUUCGUCACCACCUCCCUAUAGACCCAAGAGGAAUACGCCGUCUCAGUCGAGCUUGGCCAUGAGCAUUUCGUGCUCCCACGCAUGCUAGACAGGCGUCAUGGAGGGAAUUGAAUGUCCUGUGUGCGCGUAGUUGGUGGUGGGGGCUCUGUAGGUGAGCAUAAGUUUUAUCGCUCGAAUCCAACUCGAAUCACAACCUGUCUGAACGCCUGCGCUUUCUCCGCCCGUCGCUGCUGCGGCUCGUACAUAUCAAACUCUUCUCCCAUCGUGCCAUCAAGCCCUAACGGCUCUUCCCAAAACGUGUCAACAGCUCGAAACUCGGGUGCGUGUCUUUUCUCUGUCUGCGCAGACGAUACACCUAGGACAUCACCGCAGCCCCUGCCCACGAUCCCGGGGCGUUCCAAGGCCACCGGCGACAUGGACAAUACGACAGCGCGUCCUGCAGUCGACGGUAGAGAAAAGGAAACAAGGGGCUCAAACGGCCGAGAGAGGACACGAUUCUACCGUCUCUCAGAUGCACGCAAUGCGUCCCGUGGGGUUGUCUGCUCGUGUCCUAUUUGUGUCCUAUGGCCCUUUCCGACACCUCACUACCUUCCCGACUUACCACCGCCCUCCUGCUUCAUUGCCCCGCCCUCUAUUCCUCUCGGACACACCGAAUGCGUGCUGAGCAUGAAGUACGUACGCAUGACAACCCUGCGUAAGAGCUGGGUGGUCUGUUCACGUCCUACGGCCCCCCGCUACCCUGCACACCCAGCAUGCAAACACGAAAGGAGACGACAGACCAUGAGCUCGCGAGCAUCCGAGCGGACGACAUGGCAACAAGACGGGCGAGCGAGUGCAUAAGAGAACGGGCGGGCAAGAUGGCGUCCGUGCAAGCAGACGGGUGGUCGAGAAGACGGGGGACGGGAUCGCAAGAGGUCGUGCAGGCGAGACGGCGAGAGGACGUGCGGUCGAGCAGAGAAGAGGACGAGAUGACAGGCACCUGAGAUGGCGGGAGCACGAGGCGGCAAGCGGACGUGCGAGCGAGGUGACGGGCUGACCAGAGUGCAAGAAGUCAGGCAGGUGAGCGGGUCGGCGGAAUAGCUAGUGACAGGGCGGACAGGCGGACGGACGGAAGAACAACAGAGGAAGCAAGUCA